Mucor velutinosus is the source of this 678-nucleotide messenger RNA. RefSeq names its product inositol polyphosphate kinase kcs1. The coding region runs from base 1 to 678 and encodes 225 amino acids. The transcript has a single exon. Gene Ontology annotation, biological process: regulation of transcription by RNA polymerase II. NCBI's taxonomy places the organism in Eukaryota, Fungi, Mucoromycota, Mucoromycetes, Mucorales, Mucoraceae. Gene Ontology annotation, molecular function: DNA-binding transcription factor activity; RNA polymerase II cis-regulatory region sequence-specific DNA binding. The record is from RefSeq and is a predicted model, not a curated record.
AUGUAUCAAGACUGCUUUUACAUAAACCAAACUAACACUACAUUGGAACAAGAUCAAUUGCUGUUACAAGCAAGCUACUUUCCUGCCGUUACAGACAUUGCUCCACAUCAAAUUGGCCAUCUGUACUUCAAUUUGCCCUCGGCAGUAUCAGCAACAUUAGAUCAAGAUUUGGAUUUGGCAUUCAAUGCCUCAUUAUCGUCGCCUUGUUCAGACUCUACAACAUGGUCAUCUUGUUCCUCGUCACCUUCGCUUGAUGUUGAAAAGGUGUUCAACUUUAACUUACAACAAAAUGAUAUUGAGUCAUUCUUGCUAUCCGACUUACCAAAUCAAAUCUCAACAUUGGAGCCAUCCUAUCAAUCACAACCACAACCACAACAGCAAGCGCCAGUGCAACCACAAACACGAUUGUCAUUAGAGCAGCACCAUCAGCAUCCGCAACGUCAAGUGAAGGCAUUCGCAUGUUGCGCAUGUCCACGUUCAUUUGCUCGUAAGCAUGAUCUUCAGCGUCAUAUUAGAGUGCAUACAGGUGCUAAACCCUAUUCUUGUCUUAAUUGCACAAAGGCAUUUGCACGUACGGAUGCCUUAAAGCGACACUUACGAAUGGAAGAAGCAUGUAGAAUGAGCCCAGUCAUUCAAGCAAUGAAGAACACAGGAAGCAGACGAUACAGAAAUCUCUAA